ACAGUAUACAUGGUGUAAUAUUGUAUAAAUUAAAUCAUAGUAAUACGUUAUGGUCCACACCGCCAUAAUGACUACUAGCCUAUAUUUAGUGUAUUCAUUUUGCAGCCAGUAAUUUAUUUAUUUUGUAUUUUUGAUUACUUUUAUUGCAGCCCGGUUAAAAUUAUUAUAAUAUUAUUAUUAUUAUUACAAAUACUACUACUAGCUAUUAGUAAAACAUCAAUAAAUUAACCUCGGAAGAUAUUUAAUCAUAUUAAUAUGCAGCUGUCAUAAACUGAUGAAAUAGCACUUACCAUAUUGAUGUUUAGAUAUUCUCCUAGUAGAGAUUUGCCUAGAAGAGUUACAUUUUGUCGCUCUUAAAUUUUGUCUAAAAUAUGACAACCCAUCAAAAAACAUUAAUCCGAUAUAUUGACUGAUCCCGCUAUUAGGUAGGCUACGUUAGGAUAUAAAGAAAUAUUGUAUGCAUUUAAUCAGUCGUUAAGCAGAUUAGCCUGUUUUAUAGCUGCUAAAUGCCUUUUCUCUCUGUCGGGCUGGAAGUAAAUUUUACUGUUCUGUCAAUCUCGUGUUUUGCGCACCUCUUUCUAAACCACUGUUUUUGGCCUCACACGUUCCGUCAUGUGGCCUGAAUUAAGGUCAUGGAGCAUACCAUAACCAUUCGGUUAAAACUUGUCCUUUUCCCACCACUGAUUCUUUAAACAUGAUAUAAACAUAAAUUGUGCUUUACAUUAAUGUAGCUGCAAGCAUUUAAGAAAGCAGAACAGUUAUAUUUGUAUUGUUCAACAGAUCGUUUGCUUAAAUGAUCACUGUAAGAAAUUCUGUAAAGAAAAAUACAAAAAUAAAUAAACCAUAUCAAUUAAAUUAAUAGUCAAAAGUACUUAAAUUUUGUAAAGAUGCCUCAUGGUAUUAUUUUUAUUCAUAAUCAUUUUGCAUACCCUACAAAGUUACAUGCUAAAAAAAAAAAAAAAAAUGAGCAGCUUUCUGUCCACAACACAAGAGACUCGCUGCACAGCCCCCAUACAUUCAAAGGGAUAAUUGCCUCAGAGCUGGAAGUCCUCAGUUGGUUUUGUGACUUUUAUGGCACCAAGGCGCGUUUGACGCAUUCUUUAGUAAGAUGCCCCUUCCCCCUUCCUUACUCAGGUUCUUUUUACCAUUGAAAUUAUCAAUACAUUACAAAUGGGGAAAGGAAAAGAACAGACGUUUCCCCUUCAGCGCAAUAAAAGCCCGAGGAAAUCGGGGAGAGAAACAAACGUUAUAGGGAAAUAUCUACUGAAUAACACAAAGAAUAGUGUAGUCCUUUAACUUGUUGACUGACGACAAUGACGCGAAUAUUUCUAAUAAUAAAAUAUUAUAUGUGCAUCAGCAGAUUUAUUCACAGUUUUUUAAUGAAAUUGUGAAAUUCGUAUUGAAAAAGGGAGGGUUAACUAUGUCUGUAUAGAUAAGGCAUAAACAGCCUUGUAGCAAUUAGCCCUUGGUUAUUAUUAUUUUUUUUUUAAACAAUGGGUUCUAUUUAGAGGUUAACAUUUGAGUUAUAUGAUCCACCGAGUAGUUGGAGUAAUGAAGUAAUAAAGUUGUUGAGUCGAGAAGAAAUAGGCUACAUAUAGCCUAGUAAUAUUAUAAAAUAUAAAUAUAUACAGGCUUGGUGUAAGUCAGGGACAACAAUCAAAGUGAUCUUACAGGUAAUUAAUUAAGAAGAAAUUUAGCUCGUUGUAAAACGCUAGUGUAGAUUUAUCUUCACAAUAGCACGUGCACGGAGAAGCUUUGUACCGGCGCAUAGAACAGAUUAACUCGGUGAUUAAUGCACAAAAAGACAUAAUUGAUCGUUUGUGUGAGUGCCUAUUCUGUAUUUUUGUGUGUGUUUACUUUAACAUUAUCAACUGAAGCCACAAGGAUAAGAAGCUAUACGCUCGAUAUUCCUUCGUACACAGCGCAUUCAAUUGGCUGAAAGUGGUCAGGUGACGCUGUCAUAUUGUCCUUCCAUGAGCCAAGCCUUGGCUAUAACACUUGCUUUGCGCGUCUUAACCGGAGACUGGAAAUUAAUAUUAUUGAAAUCAUUCUGAAGUUCAUUUGAAAGAGAGUUAGGAAAGCAGGCGGGAGGCGGGAGACGUGUGUAUGUGACAGAAGGAAGCAGACCCCAAAGCACAAAGAAAGAAAGUGUGAGAUUAAGAGAGGGGAAAUAAGAUAGGAGGGUGAGUUGAUGAGAGGGCGAUAGGAAAGGUAUGAAUUCGUAUUUCGCGAACCCGUCGCUCUCGUGCCAUUUAUCUGGUGGGCAAGAGGUUUUGCCCAACAUGCCACUGAACACGACCACAUAUGAUUCAGUCAGACAUUUUUCGUCUUAUGGCACCUCAGUGACCCAAAACCGGAUUUAUGCGUCCCCUUUCUAUUCACCUCAAGAUAACGUUGUGUUUGGAUCAAGUCGAGGACCGUACGAGUAUGGAUCUAACGUGUUUCUUCAAGAUAAGGAUGUGCUUCCCAGUUGCAGGCAAACUAGUAUGGGACUCAAUGCGCAGAGCCACGUUGCCCAGGAGUACAACCUGGAACAAGCUCGUGCAGGAACACAGGAACAGAAAGGGAACAACAUUCAGAUUUUCCCGUGGAUGCAGCGCAUGAAUUCGCACAGCGGAGUUGGGUACGGGUCAGACAGAAGAAGAGGUCGCCAGAUUUACUCCAGAUACCAAACCUUGGAACUGGAAAAAGAAUUUCACUUCAAUCGGUAUCUAACCAGACGCAGACGCAUCGAGAUCGCCAACGCUCUGUGUCUAACCGAGCGUCAAAUCAAAAUCUGGUUCCAGAAUAGGCGCAUGAAAUGGAAGAAAGAGACCAAUCUAACUUCUACCGUACCGGGGAGCGAAUCAACGGGUACUCCUCAAGAGACCGAGAAGGAGACCGAGGAGGAAACCGAGGAAGCUAAAAAAAAAGAUUAGGAAAUCCAUUUCUAGUUCUUGAACGCCUGUUAACUGCAACGUAACUACCUAAACUCUGAGAAUUUGCAAAUAUUAAUGCAUGGACUCUAUACUCUGCUAUUCCUUUGACUGCCCCCUCCUCCUCCGACCUGAAUACCAUACACAAGCUCUACAACAACCACCACGCCACUAACAUAUACACACGUUGAAACAAAUGGAGAGAGAAAGACGCACAUGUUAUCCACCAUAAUGUAAUUCACUUCUCUUUGUAUUGAAAAUAGCUCAUUUUUUGCUGCGUGGUAACAAUGCCACGGAUGAACUAUUUGUGUGGUUCUAGUAUUAUCAUGUUGCUAUAGGCUAGUAGAAAUUACAUUAGAUGAAAAUGUAUUCGAAUUUAAAAAGUAGGCUACGUCUCCCCAACUAUUAAGCCUCUAAACAGUACCAUAAGCAUUCCAGAUGUGAAGGAAUCUUCUUAUAUGCACAUUCAGUUUUUUCUUUUUUUUGUGGAUGCAUAUUUGUACAAUGAAACAAGCACUGACGGGUUGAAUUAUACUACCUAAAUCCUUAAUGCAUUUUUUUUCUUUUCUUAAAAUUGCCUUUGCCCUGUCAGUGUUCUGUUGUUCAAAAUGCCGCUGUACUGGCACAUUAACUGUUGAGAGAACAUAAAAAAAUAAAUUUCAUCAUAUUUGUAGUUGUAUGCAUAUAAACUUGUCUUAAAGUGAGAAUCACACCCAUAUGAAAACAAACAUAUACCUUGUUACGCAAUUAUAUUGUUUGUGUAAACUGUGUAUUAUUUAAUAAAAUUCUUGAAAACAACAAAACUGUACUGUUUUAAUUUUGACUCCAUCUUUGCGCUCUUCACGCACCAUAAAGGGUUUCUGAACUGAGUAAAAUAUAUAAGGCUUACACUGUUUCGUUUUGAGUAAGUUUUUAUUUAUGAACUUUUAGGCCCACUUUUUUUUUAUUCAAGUCCACAUUAACAACAAAUAAAAUUCACGGUUACAUCGAAGUAUGGUUUAUUAUUUAAUUGUACUCAUUUAACUACAAUUUAAUUUGUCCAGGCUCCAAUUUUUUGAAUGCACCUAAUUAUUUUUAAUAUACCUAAUGAUUAAUGUAUGUGACGACUUAAGUUUUUAUUUAAUAAAUAAAGAAUUGCUAAUUUCAUGACACAGCGACAAUGCUUGAUUGACAAAACCCGUUCUAACCAAGUUUGCUUUGCAUCUAGUGGCAUAACGCAGAAUUGGUUGUUCUUUGAUAAAAAACAA
Molecule: messenger RNA, 4162 nt
Organism: Carassius carassius (crucian carp)
Lineage: Eukaryota; Metazoa; Chordata; Actinopteri; Cypriniformes; Cyprinidae
Product: homeobox protein Hox-C6a-like
Exons: 2
Coding region: 2214-2918 (234 amino acids)
Biological process (GO): regulation of transcription by RNA polymerase II; anterior/posterior pattern specification
Cellular component (GO): nucleus
Molecular function (GO): RNA polymerase II cis-regulatory region sequence-specific DNA binding; DNA-binding transcription factor activity, RNA polymerase II-specific
Source: RefSeq, a predicted model, not a curated record